Molecule: messenger RNA, 1389 nt
Organism: Scheffersomyces stipitis CBS 6054
Lineage: Eukaryota; Fungi; Ascomycota; Pichiomycetes; Serinales; Debaryomycetaceae
Gene: FEN3
Exons: 2
Coding region: 1-1389 (462 amino acids)
Biological process (GO): pantothenate import across plasma membrane
Cellular component (GO): plasma membrane
Molecular function (GO): pantothenate transmembrane transporter activity
Source: RefSeq, a predicted model, not a curated record
AUGGCAGGUACUCUCACCAAACUAAAGACCGUGGUCUGGGGAAAGAUUCCCACCGAUCCGGUCGAACGUCGUCUCUUGUUCAAGAUGGACUGGUUCAUCUUAUCGUACUGUUGCUUAAUGUACUGGGUCAAUUACUUGGACCGAGCCAAUCUUGCCAAUGCCUAUGUAUCGGGGAUGCAAGUAGACUUGAACAUGAAGGGUAACGAGUUCAACUUGAUCAAUACUUGUUUUAAUGUGGGGUACAUUGUGGCGUUGGUUCCACACAAUUUGGUGUUGUUGAGAGUAAGACCUAGAUACUGGUUGUCAUUCUGUAUGCUUGUCUGGGGAGUUCUCACCUUGUCAUUGUACAAGGCUACUUCCUUCAAGCAAAUGUGUGCCAUCAGAUUUUUCGUAGCUGUGUUUGAAUCUGCUACUUUCACCGGGGUUCAUUUGAUACUAGGUAGUUACUACGAUGAAGAGCUCUUACCCUUCCGUACGGCUGUGUUCACCAGUUCUGGUUUGGUAGGUUCGAUUUUCUCGUCGGUCAUGCAAGCUGCCAUCUACGAGAACAUGGACGACUACAGAGGAAUCCGUGGCUGGAGAUGGUUGUUUAUCAUUGACUUUAUCGUCACCGUUCCAGUUGUUAUCUACGGUUUUUUCUUCUUCCCAGAUGCACCAGAAAUUUCCAAGCCAUUCUACUUCACCGAAGAAGAACAUCAGCUUGCGUUGAAAAAGUCUCAAGAUCGCAAACAUGUAGACUCCUUCAGCUGGUCUGUAUUCAAGAGAAUCUUUGGCAGGUGGCAUUGGUACUUGUUCUCGUUCCUCUGGGUUCUAGGAGGAGAAAAUGAGUCGUUUGCUUCCAACUCGUUGUUUGCACUCUGGUUGAAAUACUUCGAGUAUACCGUUCCUCAGCGUAAUCACUACCCAAUGGGUGUUUUUGCGGUGGGCAUUACUGCUACACUUUUAUCUGCGUUGUACUUGAAUGCUACUGGAGGUAAAAACCAUUGGCACAUUGGUAUAAUAAUCAUGUGUGCGAUGAUUCUUUCCGCUAUUCUAAUGGCAGCCCGUCCAUUGUCGACUGGUGUAGUGUUCUUUGCGCAGUAUCUAGGAGGUAUUCCCUACGCUGGUCAGACUGCGUUCUUCGCCUGGGCCAAUGUCGUCUGUCAGGACGACCUCCAGGAAAGAGCGGUAGUGUUGGCCUCUAUGAACAUGUUCAGUAAUGCCGUUAAUGCCUGGUGGUCGCUCUUAUUCUACGUAGCUUCAGAUGUCCCCAAAUUCAGAAAGGGAUGUUGGGCAAUGCUUGCUACAGCAAUUGCCAGUGGUAUUUUGGUCUGUGAGGUCGCCAGGGCUAAGCAUAGAUUCAGCCUGAAGCCACAACCUAGGAGCUGCGCGUACCGUGUUGUAGACUGA